AAACAAAUCGGCGGCGCUCGGGGGCGGGGCCUGGGCGCGCUGGCUCCGCCCCCUGGCGGCCAGCUCGGCGGCGGCGGCGGCGCCCGCUCAGAACAGACCCCGCCCGUCGAGGAGGAGGGAGGGCCGCCCGCGUCGACAUGCUGCUGGAGGAGGUCCGCGCCGGCGACCGGCUGAGCGGGGCCGCGGCUCGAGGCGACGUGCAGGAGGUGCGCCGCCUUCUGCGCCGGGAGCUGGUGCACCCCGACGCCCUCAACCGCUUCGGCAAGACGGCGCUGCAGGUCAUGAUGUUCGGCAGCCCCACGAUUGCCCUGGAGCUCCUGAAGCAAGGUGCCAGCCCCAACAUCCAAGACGCUUCCGGCACCACUCCGGCUCACGACGCAGCGCGCACUGGAUUCCUGGACACGCUGAGAGUCUUGGUAGAACAUGGCGCUGAUGUCAACGCACCCGAUGGCACCGGGGCGCUCCCCAUCCAUCUGGCGGUCCGGGAGGGCCACACGGCUGUGGUCAGCUUUCUGGCUGCUGAGUCUGAUCUCCAUCACAGGGACGCCAGGGGGCUCACACCCUUGGAGCUGGCUCGGGGGAGAGGGGCUCAGGAUCUCAUGGACAUACUGCAGGGGCCCACGGUGGCACCGCUGUGACCCGGCGCCACCCACCCCAGCGUCAGGACCCGCUGGGUUCCAUGUCAGAAGAGGAGGAAAGAAACACUUUCUCCCCCAGCUCCUCCUGACCGCUGCCGAGGGGGAGGGGCACCAGUUUGUGGCUUGUUGGUGUUGAUUUCUGGAGUGUGUGUGUUUGAGGGGCAUUUCUCAUUUCUUUUUCUCACCCCUUUUGGUGUAUUGAGCAGAGAAGGGCUCCUGCAGGCAGCAACCACUUAAACGGUUCAGUUUCCUCCACGCCCCAGGCUGCUGGGGCUGCAGAUGAGGCCCAAGGGCACAGCAUUUAAAGCCCCAGCCCGAGUGAGGUCAUCGCGUCCAGGGCUCCUGGAACCUGGCGACCUUGGCCGGCUGUACCCAGAGAGAGACCUCGAAUGUGCACACUGCUUUCGGGCAUGGCGGGAGGGGGGAGUAUUCCAAAUCAAUAAAAGGGUAGUAUGAGUUCAUUCAUAUUCUGUUGGAAGCUUGUUUUCCAGUCUCUUGUACAGCGUUAAAAAGAAAAAAAGAUUCUAUUUAUUAAGCUUUAUGGAAAAAAUUGUUGUGUGUGAUAAUUUAAUGUUUUUACCCAUUAAAUUAAGACUUGUGCGUGACCACA
Ceratotherium simum simum (southern white rhinoceros) is the source of this 1248-nucleotide messenger RNA. RefSeq names its product cyclin dependent kinase inhibitor 2D (gene CDKN2D). NCBI's taxonomy places the organism in Eukaryota, Metazoa, Chordata, Mammalia, Perissodactyla, Rhinocerotidae. Gene Ontology annotation, cellular component: nucleus. Gene Ontology annotation, molecular function: protein binding. The record is from RefSeq and is a predicted model, not a curated record.